Eublepharis macularius is the source of this 1968-nucleotide messenger RNA. It is a transcript of the gene GPR153, whose product is annotated as G protein-coupled receptor 153. Gene Ontology annotation, cellular component: membrane. Gene Ontology annotation, molecular function: G protein-coupled receptor activity. The transcript is spliced from 5 exons. Lineage: Eukaryota; Metazoa; Chordata; Lepidosauria; Squamata; Eublepharidae. The record is from RefSeq and is a predicted model, not a curated record. The coding region runs from base 13 to 1968 and encodes 651 amino acids. Gene Ontology annotation, biological process: G protein-coupled receptor signaling pathway.
CCAUCUUCCAUCAUGAAUGAUGAACAGAGCCUGCACAACAACGCAGUGGCCUGGCUGGUUUGCUCGGGGCUGUCAGUUCUUGCCAAUGCCUGGGGGAUUCUCAGCGUGAGCGCCAAGCAGAAGAAAUGGAAGCCACUCGAGUUCCUCAUUUGCACGCUGGCUGGCACACACAUCCUUAACAUCGCCAUCCCCAUUACCAUGUACUCGGUCAUCCAGCUUCGCCGGCAGCACUCCAGCUACGAGUGGAAUGAGGGCCUGUGCAAGGUCUUCGUCUCCACUUUCUACACCUUGACCUUGGUCACCUGCUUCUCGGUCACCUCGCUUUCUUACCACCGGAUGUGGAUGGUCCGCUGGCCCGUCAAUUACAGGUUAAGCAAUACAAAGAAGCAAGCGGUGCACACUGUCAUGGGCAUUUGGAUGGUGUCCUUUAUUCUCUCCACACUGCCAGCAGUGGGCUGGCAUGAUACUGCCGAGCGCUUCUACGCCAGCGACUGCCGCUUCAUCGUCACAGAGAUUGGCCUGGGUUUUGGCGUCUGCUUCCUGCUCUUGAUCAGCGGGAGCGUCGUCAUGGGCAUGGUCUGCGUUGGGAUCGCCCUCUUCCAGACAUUCUCCAUCCAGACGGGGCACAACAUCGACAAGAACAAGUUCAACGUGCCCACCAUUGUGGUGGAGGACGCGCAGGGCAAGCGCCGCUCGUCCAUCGAUGGAUCAGAACCCAUUAAGACCUCUCUUCAGAUCACCUACUUGAUCACCGGGAUCGUUUUCAUAUAUGACUUUCUGAUGGGCUUCCCCAUAUUGGUGGUGAGCUUUGCCAGCUUGAAGUCGGAUGUGGCCUACGACUGGAUGGUGCUGUGCGUCCUCUGGUGCUCGGUCAUCCAGUCCCUCCUCCUGCCCCUCUUCCUCUGGGCCUGCGACCGCUACCGGGCUGACCUCAAAUCCGUCUGGGAGAAGUGUGUGGCCAUCAUGGCCAACGACGACAUGGAAGAAGAAAACAGCCUCGAAGGGGCAAUCCACCCUGACUUGAUGUACGAAAGAGCCUAUGACUACAACUUCUCUGGUGAUGUUUUGACCUUGGACCACAUUGCCAAAUACGACCUGGCAGCGCUGGAGAGGGGCCUCCCCCAGGUCUACCCCACGAAGCCUUUACUGGAAGAUAAAAUGCAGUAUCUCCAGGUCCCACCCACAAGGCGGUUUUCGCACGACGAAACAGACAUCUGGACAACUGGUCAGAUUUCUGCCUACCUCCAGCGCUGGGGAGCAGGUGAGGAUGUGGCUUCUGGCCUGGCCCAUUUGCUCGUUCCCCGGCAUGGCCAUGACCGAAGGAGGAGCAGCCUUAUUGCCUACCAGGAAGAAGGACGGCCAUACCGCAAGCGCAGGAAGUCCGCUGAGAGCGUGCUGGCCCUCAAGCCCUUCUCCUGCGAAGACUUGUACAAGGAAGGCGGCUACAAGUGCUUCAGCAAGGAGGAGGUUGUGAAUUUCAUCGAUGGCCCAAUGCUCAGCCCCAGGAGCGCUCCCUUACGCUCUGCUUCCAUCUCCCUCAUCCCAGACACCUUCCAGCAUUGCUCGGCCGCUGCAAACCUCACACACUUCCCCUUGACCAACUUUGAGCGGGAACCCCAGGUGCUGCACCGUUUCACAGGGCGAGGCUGCUCACUGAUGGUCCCGGGGCCAUUCCUGGCCCAGGAGGAUGCUAAGAACCUCUUCCCCAAAGGAAGCGACAGCCCCCCGUGCUUCGAGCAGAUUCACAUUGAGCUGUGCGAGGCCCAGAUGCCGGAGGACCGCCUGGCGAGCACUCCCUGCUCGGAGUCCGAGCGCUUUCGGACAGGUCUCAGUCCCUCCUGGGGGGGCCAAGAGGACUUACAGGGAAACGGUAGCAAAGGGGGCAGCACAAGCAGCUUUUUGAGUUCGCCCUCUGCCUCCUCCGGGUACGUGACGUUCCACUCGGAUUCUAUUGGCUCUGCCUCUUAA